AUGAAGGUGAUGGAGAGAUUCGGGAGAGAGGCGAGAAGGUCAAGCAUGGCAGCUGCUGCAACUGAUGGACUUUCCGGCCGCCGUGAGAGAAUGAGUAACAAGCGGAGGAGAGGUGAAGAGAGCGUGGAUGAGGAAGAAGAUUGCAAGGUGGAGGUGGAAGACGACAAUAUGGUGCUUUCUCAGAUGUCAUCGUCGGCUCGCCGGAGAAACCAUACGGUGGUGAGAGAAUCAAAGCAAGGUCAGCCGUUAAAGGUGAUCGGUGUUCAAGUUCCGAGGAAGGCUCGUUCAGCUUCAGCAAAACGGUCACAUGAAAAUAGUUCUUCAGGGAAUGAUGGGGUUGGAAAGGAUCAGAAUCUGCAGAAACAGAACGUAGAAGCGAGGAAGAAGAUGAAGCAGAUUGGAAACAAGAAUCGGCCACCAAAGUCGCCGAAAUUGUCUCCUGGUCCUGUAGAGGAGGACAUUGAGAAUGAGAUCGCCGAGGUUCUUUUUGGGUUACUGAAGCAAUCUCAGAGUUCUAAGGAUGAUGAUAGUGUUAAAAGCUCUACGUCAAAGCAGGAAGAUAAACAUAGAUAUAGCAUUAGAAACGAUUCCAAGACUUCAAUCUCGGAAAGUAGCCAUGCCUCUGAUCCAGAGCUCAAAAAUGUCUCCAAGGAGAACAAUUCUAUAGCAGAAGCAGUAGAAGUAGAAAGUAAGCAGCAGCCAAAAAAGGAAGCUUCUUUGCCGAAUUGGGAGCCAAAGUCGGAAGGUGCAUCAGGGUCAAUAGAGUUGCAGAAGGAGGAAGCAAAGCCAUUUGUGGAAGAAUCAGUUUGCGGAGAGGUACCGCAGCUUGAGAGCAAGAUGGAGGACAAGUUUGAAUUUGAUCUCAUGGCUCCUCCUCCUAUGGAGGAUUCGGCAUCUGAUAAUGUGGCGGAAGCUGUGCUUGAAACACUGCAAGACAAGAAGAUAGAGGUAAUCAAUGAUAAGCUCAAUGAGAAUAUUAACCAAGACAGUGACACUGAAUUACAACAGCAACCUAAGGCUAUCAUUCCUAAACUGGAGAGGACUGACUGGCGAAGCGGUCUUUCAGCCACCACAUUACAGCCCGGGAGUUCCCCUCUGUCUCAACCAUGUGCUAAGAGAUGCGCAACCCACCAUUACAUUGCUCGCAACAUUUACUUGCAUCAGAAGGCUACAAGAACGAACAAUCUCUGGCCACGCGCAGCUGGUUCUGCUCCUAUAUGUGACACCAAGCCAGACAUAGUUAUCGGAACUGAAAUUCUAGGAAGCGUCUCAGGUCAUAGUGCAAAAGAAUCAAAAGGUGAAAGUUCGGAGCCUACAUUCAUUGAAGCAUCAAGGACAAAGAAGCUUGUGGCUCAGCAAUAUCCCUCACAGCCAGCCUCUGGGGGUAAUCUCAUGCAUGGUUCUACUUUCAAAUUCUCUGUGGGACAAAAUCAAGCAUCAGUUGCAGCAACCAGUAAUCCAUCUGGUCCUUCGAAAUAUACAGAGCUGACAAACAAUGCAUCACAUUUUAGUCAUUCAGCAUUGUCAACUGUAGCUGCAGCAACCGUUAGUAGCCCAAAUGUGACAUUCCAGGAAGGUCCAUACUUGGCAAUCAAUGGGUACUCAUUCCCCAUGACAACUCCUUCAGGAACAACACUUGCAUUUCAAGGAGGAAACUCUCAGGCAGUGCCUUUAUAUAAUGGCCCUUUCUAUUCAAAUCAAAUAUUCCACCCUUCUCAGCUUCAUCAGCAACAGCCUCACUCACAGUUUCAGCAUCAAGUCCAAUCAAGCCAUCACAAGAACACAGGCAUGUCAACCGAUUCAUCAAAAUCUCACAGGCAACCAGAGUCUCGGCAACUGCAGAAAACACAAUUUAUCAGUAUGCAAUCACAGCAGUCACAAAAGAAGUAUGUGGCACAAUCUCUUCAGCCUCGCAAGGUUGAGAAUGACAUCAUUGGGGGACAUCCUGCAACUUCUUCUCGGGCACAACAUAGUGUUUAUGGUUACAGGCAGAAUUUUGCAGUGCCACUUCAACCCAUGAACUUUACCAUGAUGCCCUAUGUAACAUCGAGUGGUGGUGGCAGUGGAAAUCACAUUGAGCAAUCACAACAACAGGACUUAAAGGGUGUCUUUGGCAUGUCAUUUGGCUCCAUGAGUGGAAAUAAGGGUACAGGUACACUCCUGAACUUUUCAUCCAUGCCACAAAAUCCAGCAAUGUAUCAAAACCUUCCAAUAACUCAAGGUACACACCAGAAGAAUCACCAAGUAUCCGAAAGGAAGACUGGAAGCGUUUCUGAUAAUUCUGAUCAUGAUGGAUCAAAAGCUGUUACAGGGAGUUCUUCCCCAACUGUUGCUCAGACCCUUGUUUUUGAUAAUUCAGCAACAAAUCUCAACUUCACAACCUCAAAUUCUCAUCAACAGCGCCUCUACCAGUUUCAGCUUCUGCAGCAGCAACCUGCUAUGGCAGCUAGGAGCAAAGCAUCAAAGAGCACUCAUGUCUUCUCACAACCUCCAGUACAAUGCAACACUUCCAUCCAAUCUCCUAACAACUCUGGAAGAUCUUUGAUUUCCCAUGUUCCGGUUACAACCUCAACAGUCAAUAGUUUUCUUCAACAAGGAAGAGUCUCACAAGGUCAGACUCAGAUAUCUUUUGGGGGAAACCCUAAAUCCUCCUUAGCAGUACCACAAGGUCAACUCACUAACCCUAGUUUGCUGACGACUUGACAACUAGGGUUUUGGUAAGUAAAUUGGUAGCUAGUGCAGAAGUGAGUACGAAGUGGACGACCAAAUGAAAAGGGGGUCAGGCUUCUUAGGCUUACAUUUUGUCAAUUUAUGAACUAGUGGAGGCUGAUCAAAACUUCUGGGUGGUUCAUGAAGGGGGUCUAAUUUAAGAUUUGAUUGGUCUACUUCGAUCGUGAUGUGUAUAUAUAUGAUAAUAUGAUAAAGGUUUUGACUAUGAAUCAAUGUAUUCUUUUUCUGUAAAUAUGAAUCAGCAAUUUUCUCUUA
Fragaria vesca subsp. vesca is the source of this 2985-nucleotide messenger RNA. RefSeq names its product protein TIME FOR COFFEE-like. Gene Ontology annotation, cellular component: nucleus. Bases 1 to 2703 code for a protein of 900 amino acids. The record is from RefSeq and is a predicted model, not a curated record. Lineage: Eukaryota; Viridiplantae; Streptophyta; Magnoliopsida; Rosales; Rosaceae. Gene Ontology annotation, biological process: regulation of circadian rhythm. The transcript is spliced from 7 exons.